AUGUCCGCCUCAGACGUCCAGAAAUUCAUCUUGAAUCCAGCGAACCAUGACCUCCUCUCCCUUCUCAAGGGGUUCAGGAAUGGUAUCGUAUAUGGUGUCAAGAUUCGAUUUCCACACGCGCUGGUGAUGACCGUCCUCUUCUCCAAUCAGCCAUGGCCAGCAAAAAUCCGGAACAUCUUCAAUGCUACCAAGACCCACGCCCUGAAUCUCGCUAAAUUCGUGACUAUCUACAAGCUUGUCUUGCUCUUGCAAAAGCGGUUCAAUGGAGGCAAGGAGCGGGAUCUGGACAGUUUGUUUGCGGGUGGACUGGGCGGCUGGUGGGUGUUUGGCGAGAGGACAGCUAUCAACGAACAAAUAGUCCUCUACGUCCUCGGCCGCACAGUCCUCUCCUUCAUUCCCCGCCUCUACUCCUCCUCCGCUACCGCCCCCGCCUACCCCUUCUCACCCCUCCCGCACCCUCUUCCACCCCUCACCGCCGCCGCGUCCAACCCGCGCGCCAUCCCGCCCGCGAACCUGCCAUUUAGCGUCGUGGCCGCCCUGAGCUGGGCGGGGGUCAUGUACAUGUUUAGACAUAGAGGGGAGAGGUUGCAGCCUGGGAUGGGGGCUUCGAUGAAAUACCUGUAUCACGAUUCCGAGACUUGGAAUGACCUUCGGACGCUCUUGUGGCAUAACAAGUGA
Molecule: messenger RNA, 678 nt
Organism: Dioszegia hungarica
Lineage: Eukaryota; Fungi; Basidiomycota; Tremellomycetes; Tremellales; Bulleribasidiaceae
Product: Tim17/Tim22/Tim23/Pmp24 family-domain-containing protein
Exons: 6
Coding region: 1-678 (225 amino acids)
Cellular component (GO): peroxisomal membrane
Source: RefSeq, a predicted model, not a curated record